AUGACUUACACGUACCAGGUGCGACGUUCCUUGGCGAACUUGAUGUUUGAACAAUGCAGCUCCCGAUGCCUAUUUGACUUCGACAACCCCAAAGUGGCCUAUGCCUGGAUUGAAGGCAACAGCUGUUGGCUGAAGACAGACCAUUGCGGCUUCCGCUACGAGCAGCAGGGCGCCCUGCUGCGCAAGAAGAGUUUCUGCAAGGACGAGCGCAUCAGAGUGAACGAGGAGAGGGGGAAGACAGAGACGGCGAGCGCAUCGCCCCGUGUCCUGGGCUUCAGCUGCUUGGUGACCCGCUCUCUGCGGCAGAGUUGUGAUGGCUGUGUGCCGUUCUCCGGGAAACUCUCCAAUGAUUUCAUGAAACAGCAAUGCGGUGAUUUGCUGCACUAUCCAGUGGACAUCAGCGAGCAUGCAAGGGCAUGCCACUUCACCGACACGCCCAUGGUAAAGAAAGCCUUGGCAAAUCUCAUGUUUAGCCAGUGUGGUGCGCAAUGCCUUUUCGACUAUGACUUUCCUCAUGGACGAUGGUACGGCUGGAAUGCACAGUCACACUGCUACGAGAAGAACCCAGCAGGCUGUAAGGGCACUGAGGCCCAAGCUUUCGCCAUCGAACGAAAAGCCUUGGCCUGCAAGGCGAACCGCCGGUUAGCUGGAUGGCAGGGCGGGACCUCGCCGCCUUGUCACCGUUUGGGCUUCGGAAAAUGGAUUGAUCCGUCCGCGGGGAGGGACCUGAAACCAGCCGCGGAGGCGCCGUCCGAACCACCCGAAUUGGCCUUUCAGGAUCUUCAGGAAGACUGCACCCCGGUUCAGCCGGCCUUGAGCAGUGCUUUGAUGAACACCUACUGUGAAGGCAAGCCGAGCCAGUUGUCUACAGCAAGGGCCUGUGAUGGCGCGAUGACGGUCUUCUUGCAGAAGGCUUUGGCCAAUUUUAUGUUCAAAAGCUGCGGUGAGGCCAGCUGCGUGUUCGACUUCGAUCAGCCCGACCAGAUCGUCUAUCAGUGGGAUUCAAGCAAAGGUUGCUAUGAGGCUGGAGGUGCAGGGAACCCUUGCUUUGGUUCUGUGGACCAAGCUUUGGCCAUUAAGAAGAAGUCGAAGAUGUGCCAGGACGCUGGAUGCAUCCAUAUGGUUCCGACCUUCAGCAAUGCCCUGAUGACGCGGUACUGUGGCGACUUGAGCCGCACGGGCGAGGAUCGCAGCAUCACCGCGCAGGGCUGUGAAGAUGACACGAUCGCGGUGCAGAAGUCUCUGGCGAAUCACAUGUUCAGCCAUUGUGGCACCUGGUGCAUCUUCGACUUCGAUGAUCCUGCCAUCUCUUAUGGAUGGUGGCCUGAAAAGAAGUGCUGGCAGCGAGGAGGUUGUGAGGGCCACCCUGAAGGCAGUGUGGCCAAGGAGGUCAAGGCCAAGUCUUGUGAGUUGACGACUACAACGACCACCAGCACCAGCACUUCCACCUCAACGAUCACCACCUCAACGUCAACGACCUCGACCUCGACCACGACCAUCACAAGUACCUCCACGACAACCACGAGCACCUCUACAGUCACCAGCACCACAACCACCAGCACCAGCACCAUCACCUCCACGACCACCACCUCAACGUCCACCAGCACGACUACGACAAGCACGACCACUAUCACGUCUACCACGACCACCAGCACCAGCACAACAACAGAGACCAGCACAACCACCACGUUGACAACUACAUCCACCACUACUAUCACAACCACCACCGCGACGGACCACCACAACGACCUCAACGAGCACCGAGACCAGCACUACAACAACCUCCACCAGCACAUCGACCUCUACCUCGACAACGACCACCACAAGCACCCUGACUUCGACAACCACCUCGACAUCAACAAGCACCACAACUUCCACCGUGACCUCCACCACGACCACCUCCACCAGCACCAUCACCACAACGUCCACUGUCACCUCAACGACGACCACCACCAUCACCUCCACCACGACAACUACCACCACGCAGACUUCCACCACAACGACCACCUCCACCACGACGACCACUACAUCCACCUCGACGUCGACGACCAGCAUUACAUCCACCUCCACCAGUACCACCAGCACAAGCACGACUACCUUCACCAAGACCACCACAGCACUGCCAGCGACCUGCGGCAUUUGUGA
Messenger RNA from Durusdinium trenchii, 2145 nucleotides. The record is from the annotation of a GenBank genome assembly. NCBI's taxonomy places the organism in Eukaryota, Dinophyceae, Suessiales, Symbiodiniaceae.